Messenger RNA from Culex pipiens pallens (northern house mosquito), 1741 nucleotides. It is a transcript of the gene Gbeta5, whose product is annotated as guanine nucleotide-binding protein subunit beta-5. The transcript has 5 exons. The record is from RefSeq and is a predicted model, not a curated record. Gene Ontology annotation, cellular component: heterotrimeric G-protein complex; cytoplasm. Gene Ontology annotation, molecular function: signaling receptor complex adaptor activity; protein binding. The coding region runs from base 109 to 1167 and encodes 352 amino acids. Gene Ontology annotation, biological process: G protein-coupled receptor signaling pathway; G protein-coupled dopamine receptor signaling pathway. NCBI's taxonomy places the organism in Eukaryota, Metazoa, Arthropoda, Insecta, Diptera, Culicidae.
CAAGUGUCAAAAGUGCAAAAAUAACAUCAGAUUUGCAGUCGAUUUUUAACUUUUCGCUUGAAAAUUCGAUAAAGCUACACAAAUUAUUCGUAUUUCUGAAAAUAAAACAUGACGGAAGUGCUCAGCAACAACACCACCGAUAAGGUGGGAUCGCUCGUGAAGGAAGCGGAAGCGCUCAAGGCCAAACUCGAGGAAGAACGCCAGAAGCUGAACGAUGUCACCUUAUCGUCCGUUGCCGAGCGCUUGGAAAUGAUCACAUAUCUUAACAUUAAGCCACGUCGCGUUCUUAAAGGCCACCAGGCUAAGGUUCUGUGCUCCGACUGGUCGCCGGACAAAAGACACAUUGUGUCCUCGUCGCAGGAUGGCAAGCUCAUCAUUUGGGACGCGUUCACCAACUAUAAGGAACACGCGGUCACGAUGCCGACCACCUGGGUUAUGGGUUGUUCGUACGCUCCGUCGGGUAAUCUGGUUGCCUGCGGGGGCCUCGAUAACAAGGUAACCGUUUAUCCCAUCACGAUGGAAGAGGACAUUUCGUCGCGCAAGAAAACCGUUGGCACCCAUACUUCGUACAUGUCUUGUUGCAUUUUCCCUAAUUCCGAUCAGCAAAUUCUGACCGGAAGCGGUGAUUCUACUUGUGCUCUGUGGGACGUUGAGUCGGGACAGCUGCUGCAGAGCUUCCACGGACAUACCGGCGAUGUGAUGUCUAUCGAUUUGGCACCGAACGAAACAGGAAAUACCUUCGUGUCCGGGAGUUGUGAUAAGAUGGCUUUUAUCUGGGAUAUGAGGUCCGGGCACGUAGUACAAUCGUUUGAAGGUCAUCUUUCGGAUGUAAAUUCGGUAAAAUUCCACCCCAGUGGUGAUGCUAUUUCGACUGGUUCAGACGAUAGCACCUGCCGUUUGUUCGAUAUGCGCGCCGACAAGGAAGUUGCCGUUUUCAGCAAGGAUAGCAUCAUAUUUGGCGUCAACUCGGUUGAUUUCUCCGUUAGCGGAAGACUCCUGUUUGCUGGUUACAACGAUUACACCGUAAAUGUCUGGGAUACGCUUAAGGCUCAACGAGUUUGCCUGCUGUACGGACACGAGAACAAAGUUUCUUGUCUGCAGGUGUCUCCGGACGGAACAGCUCUCUCCACUGGAAGCUGGGACUUUACACUUAGAAUCUGGGCUUAAGCACUCAAAUCAAUGGCCAGCACAUAAAACGUUGCAUUUAAAUGUCGUAGUGAAAGCACAAAUAUGAAUAUUCACAACAAGAUGUACCCAAAACUAGUCGGAAAUCCCAAAGUAAUCUCAACUUACAACCAAAUCAAGCCAACAAAUUUUAUUCGUAAAAUGUCUCAACAUAAUCUCUAAAUGCUUUUACUAAAACUUAGAAAAUAGUCGUGACAUAAAAGUUAUCCACCGAUUGACAAGAGCGUUGUUGUCGUAGUUCAAAUGUUUAUCGUAUGUUUUAGAAAGCGUUGCCUCUAGAAGGACUCUCUGUAUUUGUGUACUGAACAAAAAGUAUUAACGUAAAUGCCUCCUCAAGAGUUGGCUAAUUGAGUUUUAUUUUGGUCUCUGUGAAAAGGAGUUCCCUAUUUAAUUAAACGUAACAAUUUUAGUUAAUAAAGUAUCUGCCAUGUAUUGUGUUGGAUAACCAAACAUUAUUUAGCCAAAUUAUUUUUCAAAGUAUUCGUUAUUUUAUUCCGUUUAGAACUUUAAUGUUAAAGAUCACAAAAUUAUAGCAAAAAUAAACUCGUAAAACAAA